Messenger RNA from Lates calcarifer (barramundi perch), 1451 nucleotides. RefSeq names its product heat shock protein nuclear import factor hikeshi (gene hikeshi). Lineage: Eukaryota; Metazoa; Chordata; Actinopteri; Centropomidae. Gene Ontology annotation, molecular function: nuclear import signal receptor activity; Hsp70 protein binding. Gene Ontology annotation, cellular component: cytosol; nucleus. The coding region runs from base 334 to 930 and encodes 198 amino acids. The transcript has a single exon. The record is from RefSeq and is a predicted model, not a curated record. Gene Ontology annotation, biological process: protein import into nucleus.
UGGUUUAAAGUCUCAGUACUCGUCGAAAAAGCCGCAGCUGAGCGCAGAGGUGAGACAGAUCUGCCUGUAAGCUGAAGCGACGGGCUAAAUCUUCCCCACAGCCUGCUAAGUCGAUAGCCGAGCAGCAACCGCAGUGGGCAGGUACUGGCAUGACAGACGGUGCUAGAAGUUUCCACCGUCCUGUUCCAGCUCCGUUAAUGUUGUGUGUCAGCGGCGGCGGGAUUUAUUCCACCGUAUUGUCCCGGAUAAACAACUGCGCUAGCUGUUAGCCGGUCGGGGCGAGCAGCUAAGAGGCUAAGCUAAAGGCUAACGGCUAACGGGCAGUCCUCGGGCAUGUUCGGCUGUCUGGUCGCCGGCAGGUUGGUGCAGACGGACGCGGUGCAGGUCGCCUCGGACAAGUUCGUGUUCAACCUGCCGGACUAUGAGAACGUGAACCACGUGGUGGUGUUCAUGCUCGGUACCGUGCCGUUCCCCGCCGGCAUGGGCGGCGCCGUCUACUUCUCCUUCCCGGACCCGGCGAGCGGCGGUCCGGUGUGGCAGCUGCUCGGCUUCAUCACGAACGACAAGCCCAGUGCCAUCUUUAAGAUCUCCGGGCUGAAGGCCGGGGAGGGCGGGGCGCACCCGUUCGGCACCAUGGCCUCCUCCUCGUCCCCCUCCGUGGCCCAGGUCGGAGUGUCGGUGGAGGCUCUGGAGCAGCUGGCCCAGCAGAUCCCGGUGUCCAGCGCCGCCGUGUCCACCGUGGACUCGUUCCUGCAGUUCACCCAGAAGAUGCUGGACAGUCUCUACAACUUCGCCUCCUCCUUCGCCGUGUCGCAGGCGCAGAUGACGCCGAACCCGACCGAGACCUUCAUCCCGUCCAGCUGCGUGCUCAAGUGGUAUGAAAACUUCCAGAGGAGGAUGGCCCAGAACCCGAACUUCUGGAAGAACUGAUGAGAGGACCCAGAACCCAAACUAAUGGGAAAACUGUUGAGAGCAGAGACAUUAGCGGCUCUGACCAAAGACUGGACCCGCAGAGGACAGAUCCACAGUGCCUACAGCUUCUAAUACAAGUUUCCACAACCUGGCAACUCAGAACUUCUUCAGCGCACCACUGACAUUAGUUACAGCUUCUAAAGCCUUUAUCUGUGUCUUAUUCUGAUUAAAAUACAUCCAUUCUCCGAAGCCUCAGAAACAUCUCAACAGAAAAAAAACUCCACUUAAAGUCCAACUUACUUAUUAAUAAUAAAAACCUUCAAACCACAUCUUAUGGCUCUAAAGAAAAUUAGGAUGAAAAAGAUUUCUGUUUUAUAUCUAAAGUACAUUUUAAAUGAGCUGAAGAAAAACCAUCCCAGAAAUGUAGAAACAAUAAACUGUACGAUCUGAAAAACUCCUCACUUACAGCCUUUUUUCAGAGCUUUUAACCACAUCUCAUGGUAUUCCUCAGUGGAUAGAAAUAAAACACUUCAACUAAA